Molecule: messenger RNA, 2761 nt
Organism: Cuscuta epithymum
Lineage: Eukaryota; Viridiplantae; Streptophyta; Magnoliopsida; Solanales; Convolvulaceae
Source: the annotation of a GenBank genome assembly
CCCGUUUAUAGAAUUCCCCAACAUUAUGCUUCUUUUGGGGGGAAGCGGGAGAAAUGGAGAAACCAAAUGGUGCCAAGUUUUGGACACAAAGUGAAGGUGGAGGACGACUCUAAUGUCUUAUUUUCUCCAUGAUUUGUCAACGAGAAGCUUCAUGGGAUUUUAUUGUUUUUACGAAACUGACGAGUGGGGAAAGCAUGCUUUUCUUUCAAUUUAUUAUGCUAACCAACUCUCUCCCUCUCUCUCUCUUCCAGUUAAAGCAAGAAGCUAAGCCAAGCCAGCUAUACUGAGCUCUUCACUCUCAUAGACCCACCUCCUCUCUCUCUGUACUAGCUUCUCCCUCUAAUUCCUCUUCAUAAAUAACGUACCGCUCUGAAUCUGAACUUCAGCCAGGAUUCUCAGCUCAGAGCUGUUCCUGUCGGUGCUCUGGAGCUUCCGUUCUGUCGGAAAUCGGAACUGCCGGUUGAAGGUUGCUCCACAUGGCUGGAAAGGAAUUCGCUCACAUUUCCGACGCGGCGGAGCUACGCGGCAGGGAUUUCAGCCUGCUAGUUCAGCAUUCGUUGUAGAGCUUGCUUCGACUCUUCGAGUCCGUUUUCUGCAAAAUGCUAGCAGGAAAGUGUUUCACACACCAGAUUUUCCUAAUGAAAGCGUGCUCCACCUACAAGUUGCUAUACUUUCUAUUUGUUAUCAUUACAACAACUAUUAUACCCCUGGCUCAUGGUGAUAUAAAGUCAGACGAAGAAGCUCUUCUUGCCUUUGCUGCCUCUAUUCACCACGGACGGAAGAUUAACUGGAAUUCUGGGAUCCCCAUCUGCUCAUCAUGGGUUGGCAUUAAUUGUAGCAGAGAUGGGGCCCAUGUUGUAACAGUUCGACUUCCAGGAGUUGGACUCACUGGUGAAAUCCCCCAAAACACCCUUGGGAAGUUAAAUGGUUUAAGGGUUCUCAGUCUUAGAUCCAAUGUCAUAUAUGGAACUCUUCCUUCUGACCUUACUUCACUUCCUGAGCUUCGCAACCUCUUCCUCCAACAUAACAACUUAUCUGGACAAAUACCAACUUUUCCCAAGCAAUUAAGCAUUCUGGAUCUUUCAUAUAAUUCCUUCAGUGGUACCAUUCCUCCCUCAGUGAUUCAGAAUUUGACCCACUUGACUGCAUUGAACCUCCAAAAUAACUCCCUAUCUGGACCUAUACCUAAUAUUACACUUCCAAGGCUAAAACAUUUGAAUUUAAGUUACAACCAUCUAAAUGGCUCUAUUCCGUCCUCUCUUCAAAAGUUUCCCAAGUCUUCAUUUCUAGGAAACUCUUUCUUAUGCGGAUUGCCAUUAAGAACUCCCUGUUCUUCGCCUCUUCGACCACCACCGCUGUCUCCUCCCAAUACCCAUUUACCACAUGGUCCUAAAGAACGCGGACAUAGGAAGAAAUUUAUUAUUAUUAUCGCUGUUGCAGCUUGUGGGACUGCAGUGAUAUUUAUUGUAGCUUUAUUGAUUCUCAUGAAUAGAAAAAAAAGUGAGGGUAGGGGUGUACUAAAAGGGAAACCUUCUGGUGGGGGAAGGAGUGAGAAACCAAGCGAGGAAUUUGGGAGUGGGGUGCAAGAGGCAGAGAAAAAUAAGUUGGUUUUCUUUGAGGGAUGCUCAUACAAUUUUGAUCUUGAGGACUUAUUGAGGGCAUCGGCCGAAGUGCUUGGGAAAGGGAGCUAUGGGACUGGAUACAAGGCUAUUCUGGAGGAGUCUAUAACUGUAGUUGUCAAGAGACUCAAAGAAGUCAUUGUGGGGAAGAAGGAGUUUGAACAACAGAUGGAGAUCAUAGGUAGAGUUGGACAGCAUCCAAAUGUUGUUCCUCUGCGUGCUUAUUAUUACUCCAAGGAUGAAAAGCUUCUAGUCUGCGAUUAUUUCUCCAGAGGCAAUUUGGCAAUGCUCCUCCAUGGAAAUAAGGCCACUGGGAGGACUGCUUUGGACUGGGAAACCAGAGUUAAAAUAGCCCUGGCAGCGGCAAGGGGGAUAGCCCAUAUCCAUUCCACAGGUGGCCCAAAGUUCACUCACGGAAACAUAAAAUCCACAAAUGUCCUCAUCAACCAAGAAGAUUCAGAUGCACGCGUCUCUGAUUACGGAUUAGCUCCUCUGAUGAAUGCCCCGGCAGCCCGGUCUAGGCAUCCCGGGUACCGGGCCCCCGAGGUGAUCGAAACUCGAAAGCACACACACAAGUCAGACGUGUAUAGCUUUGGGGUCUUGCUACUAGAGAUGCUCACUGGGAAACAGCCCACCCAAUCACCGGGGCGUGAUGACAUGGUUGAUCUCCCAAAAUGGGUCCAGUCGGUGGUGAGGGAAGAAUGGACCGCAGAAGUGUUUGAUGUGGAGUUGUUGAGGUAUCAAAACGUUGAAGAAGAUAUGGUUCAAAUGCUUCAGAUUGCGAUGGCGUGUGUUGCGAAGGUUCCGGAGAUGAGGCCAAGCAUGGAUGAUGUUGUUAGGAUGGUCGAAGAGGUACAGCAAUCUGACCCUGAAAACCGAGCAUCUUCUGAAGAGAACAAAUCCAAGGACUCAUCAAAUGUGCAGACCCCUUGAUUCUUUUGGAUUUAUGAUCUUAGUGAUUUUUGUUUGCUUAUUAUUGUUAAAAUUAUAUCUAUUACAUAUUAUAUAUAGGCAUUGUUUAGUAUUCCUUUUUAGGGGCCUGGUUUGCAAGUGCAUUUUCUUCUUACAUGAUCCCUGUACAAGUUAAACCUGUGGUUAAAUACCAUCAACAGCUGAUUGAUGUCUUCUUCUCUAGUACUCCA